AAAGGAGGUUUCAAGCAAAUAAGAGACCUAAAAAACGGAAACCUCGGAAAAAAAUUUUCUCCCAAUGCUCUGGACACAUGUAAAAGUAUGGCUACAACUUCAACAAAGCCUGUUUGCAUUGGGAAUAAAUACCAGAAGAUGAAAGCGUGUGAACUGUACUAUUUCAAAUGACAUCAGUACAAUUCCAUGGUUGCCAGAUAGUGUUGAGGAAUUAUUGAAAUUUUUUUUCUAAUCCACGCAAAUUUAAACAAUUUUUUUUUUUUUGGUGUUUGUGUGCGCACACACACACCCGUUGAGGAUGUGAAAGUUGCAUGGAUUAAGAAAGAAUUUGUGAAGUUUCUUUCAUGCUUGAAAUAAAAAGAAAUUGGUCCUUGGAGAUAAAUAGGAACAAUUCAAACAAUCCUCGGGCGAGAAAAGAGUCAAAAUCGGCAGUAAGAUAUAGAGACUUGGGGGUAACUCGCAUGAUUUGUGUACAAUUUAAUUCUUUUUUCUUAUGAUACACUUAGAAAUCUCUGGGAAAUGAACAUCUUUUACCAAGAUGAUAAGUGAUAUGUUCUUUUAAAAGCGCUCAAUCAAUCUCAAUGAGAAUUAUCUGUAAAGUGCUGUGAAAAGCGGGACAUGGAAAAAAUUUCAAUUGUUUGAAUUUCGGAUUUUAAAUUCAAAAUUGAAAGUGCCAGAGAAUCUGAUCUUAUCAAUGGAUUAAGUGAUUUAGGGAGAUAGACUUUCUUUUAUUUUAUGCCAUUUGUGAGAAAAAAUAUCAAAGUGAAUAUUAUUGAUUUUUCCAAUGGUGAUGAAUAGGGAGCUGAAGGGGGAUGUAAUGUUGAUUAUAGAAAAAAGGAAAAAAAUCGGCAAGGUUUUUUUUUAUACCCUUCAAUUUUGGGAUGAAAUUAUUUUCAUUGUUCAAUUAAGAAAUGGCCACCUGGCUAUCAAGUUUAAUUGUCUGGAUAUUUUCUUUGCAACCAUUUAUUGUUGGAAUCAUCAAACAUGAAGUUUGUCGAUAAUUAAUAUAUUUUACCUGCCACAAAUGACAAUUUCAUUAUUUUUUUGCCAUAUCAAAAACAUUUAAAGAGAUUUUUUGAGGAUUUUUUAUGCAUGUUAUGGAAAUUGAAAAUACUUUCCCAGUGCCGAAAAUGAAAUCACCAGCAAUGGCAGCCAAUGAUUCAUGGAUGCCGAGCAAGAAAAAAUCCCAUGGAAGUAAAACCUCCCUCACUUCGUCCAAAGAAAAUGUCUUCAAUUCUUUUCCCCUGGACAAGAUACAAGUGAGCGGACAGCAGAUGCAUACUCCAAGAGUCGGUAAUGGCGAUGAUCGCCAUGACUUCUCGAACUCAUACAAUAUGGUGAAAAAAUCGAACAGUGAGGGGCCAGGGAGUUUGACAACUGUGUCUUAUGCUAUUCCUCCGGUGAAGGAGGUUCUCUCCCUUCAAGGAUUAAAAGAACUCAUAAAAGGAGUCGGUUUCUCUAAUAUUCCCGUCCAGCACCCCGAAAUGAAUCAGUCCAGAGCUGGUUACGUAAGCUUUGUAGGCAAUGCACCCAUGGUGGAAAAAUUAUUGAGAGAGCAUGCAGCUUCUCAGAAAAAUCGUGACUUUCUGUCGCAAGAUGAACGCCAUAUUUGUGAACGAUUCGAGCAGCACAUGUUGAGUAUGAAACUCCAGAAUCAGUCGAAACAUCAUAGUCCCGAGCAUGCUUUUGCUCGGAGACUGAUGACACUAAAGAAGAGGGAAGCUUUGAGGCGAAGAAAUGCGGAGAUGUUAGAGCUACGGAAACAGAGGAAGGACUCCUCAUCGCCUCACUCACCCGUGUCCGACAAAAGACUCAAAGUCAGGUUUAAGACCCCUGCUCUCUUCCCUAAGAAAACAGUACCCAACAAAGAUCUCAUCUCAAUACCCAAGGAGUCCUGGGGGGCAGAGAAACCGGAGAGUGACCCGGAUUCAUCCAGACUGGAUGGCUCCGAGUCGGAUUCUCGUCUAAAGCAGGCAGAAGAUGAUCUGGAACUAAAAGGAUCCGAAUCCGAAAAUAGCAAGAAAGGAUCUAGUUCAUCAGGUGACAAAGAUGGCUCUGAAAAAUCUUCUUCCCACCAUAGUUCUGGUUCACUUCCACCUGUUGCCAUGGAAACAACAAACAAGGAUGCUGAAGAUGAAGAAGAAAAUGAUGCAGUGUUCGAGGAACCAAAAUUACCAACACCUCAACCAGGUCUAUCAGAACCAGAAGUUCCAGAGCCAGUGCAAUCGCGUACUGAAACGGCUUCUGAUAAAUCGCUUGUUGAAGUAGAAUCCCUAGAUAAUGAACCAGUUGAACCCAAAGGAGUUGAAAAUGAACCAGUUGAAAAACUGGUUUUACCUGACCCCCUCCAAGAUUCUGAGUCAGAAUUAGACAGAGAGGCAAUUAUAGGAGGUGUGUCUGAUGACAUUCAGCUCUCUGAUAGGAAAUCAAAAAAAGUCAAGAAAGCCUCUAGUAACAAGCUGACCGUGUCAAAGGUCAAGUCAGUGAUGCAGACAGAUAAAAAAGGCAGCAAAUCUAAAACGAAAGUAGGCUCCAAGGUCAGCAGUCGCAAACUCAAAAACGGCAAGGGAGAAUCAGAUGAAGAAGAUGGAGAUGAAAAAGGAGGAGGACGUGGAGGAAAAGAGGAAGAUGGAGAGAAGGAAGAACCUCCAGUGGCCAUCCCCAUGAUAGGGGAUACAAAAACAGGACCCCUGUCUCUGAUUGCUGGCCAAGAUAAUCAUAGAAGGGAACCUGUCAAAAAGACCAGGAAGGAUGAUAUAAAUCUUCCUCGGUCUUUGUCGAAAUCGGUUUUACAACAACAGAAACCCAAUGAGCCAGAUGAUCAGGAAAAUGAACCUGAAGGGCAGAUUUCCCAGACUCUGAAAGAGCUGAGGAAUUUUACCCUAGCCCCUCCUCUUCCUGAUUUCCAGGUAAGUGCAUCCGACGCUCUAGCCAAAAAGAGACAAGCCAAUCGCAACCUAGAGAAAAAACGGGCACCCAAGCCCCCCUCACCCCCUCCUAGGCCCCCGACUCCACCAACCCCAGAACCAGAGAAACCUGCAACAGAUAUAUCUACAGCUAUUGCAACUGCUCUGCCAACAGUUAACAUCGAGGAGCCCCCACUGCCUGACCCUAGUCUUCUCACCUCUAAGCCCACCUCCCCAGUCAAGAACAACAGAUCUCUCGCCUCCCCCAUAAAACUGCAACAGCGGCUGAUCAACAAGAGGAAAUCCUUCAAGCGUGACACCUCGUAUGAGGAUGAACUGCGCAGACAGGAGCUACUAGAAAAGAGAAGGCAAAAACAGAUGGAGCUGUUGGAGAAAAUGAAAUCAAGGCAGGGUAACAUGAGCACGGAAGUGGAAUAUAUUGAUGGCGUACCUAGUUUUGAUGAUUAUGGAUUCUUGGCAAAAUAUUGUAUUUUUAACAGAGGGAUGUUGGAAAUGUACAAAAGAACUUUCGAAGUGGUGGAUGAUGAAUGUAAAGGCUGGUUGAAUGGCAUAGAAGCUAUGAUAGCUCUAAGAGGAGUCAACAACCGUCUGACGAUGCAGGAGGAGGAGUAUUUAUACAGGAUUUUGGAGGUAUCCGGUUACAACAUAUCAAAAGGUGCUGACUUUAAACUUUUCUCUGUGUUAGCUGCCCUGUCACACAGAAUUUCUGCUGUGGAUGAUUGGAUGAAACUUCUCAUUGACACAAUGGACUUUCGAACUUUGGAAAUGAAAACAUUCAUGUGCAAAAGACUUUGGGAGUGCAAUGUGGAUAACGAAACCAACAGGAUAUCACUUGAACAGUUGUGUAUUGAGCUCCGGGCGGGAGGAAUAAGCGAGAAACACGAGAGAGAAGUUCGGGAGAAACUCGGACACCUGAAAUCCUUGGAUUUGCUAGACUUUCUGACCUACGUCCCUUUGUUCAUUAUGAUCCACCAGUCUGUCGUGGAUAAUCCGCUCAACGAUGUACGAGACAAAUAGUGCUGACUAAAUUUUUAAAUUUUAUUUUCUUUGUAUUGUGCUCCAGAUGUUUGGUGCUAGCUUUUCAUGUACACUUUUAUAAUUUUUAUGAAAAGUGCUGAACGAGAAUUGACAAGUUUUACCCGGAGGAGACGACACUGUGAUUGAUAUUUCAGUUUACAAAUAUAUUAAUUAGACUUAUUUUCAAGUGUAGGUUAAAAUAUUGGUGUAUAGAAUAUGUAAGCACGUUUGAUUUAGAGUAUUCAUAUUGAUAUAAAAAACUACCGAAAAAUACAAUUUUUUUGGCAUGGUUUUAUUUCAGGCAAAUAUUUCGAUCAGAUCUGAAGCAAAAACAAUAACAUAAGUCUUAUAUUCACAAUUACUAUGACAUUAUCGACAAUCUGAACAAACAAACAACUAGUAAAAUUCAAUUCAUCCCUAUGAAAUACGCUUUUGGAAAGGGUUAUGCAUAUAUUUGCAUAAAGAAGUUUCGUACAUAUGUGGGUUCAAUUUCUAGAAAUAUACUUAAAGUUAUCAACAUAAAAACGACUUACAAGGUGUUCCUUUAAAAUGUAAGAUUUUAUUUUGUGGAAAACAAAUUUAAUGAUGAAAUUUUUUUAGCUGUCUACUCUAGUCCUUCAGAAAAGUUAAUGACCUUAAGCCAAUCAUGUUGAUUGCACUAUUGUCAAACAAGAUACUGAAUAAUAAAGGUAAAGUGUAUCUAUAGAAAAAGCAAUUUCUGACUCUUUAUAUAAGCCACCAGCAAAAUAUAUAUAUUUUUUAUUUAGAUUAAUGUAUGUUAUAACUGAACUAAGACAUACUAGUAACCAAUAAAAGAGAAACCAGGUUUGGUUUCUACAUCAAAAUAUU
Molecule: messenger RNA, 4793 nt
Organism: Magallana angulata
Lineage: Eukaryota; Metazoa; Mollusca; Bivalvia; Ostreida; Ostreidae
Product: neurofilament medium polypeptide-like
Exons: 20
Coding region: 1089-3944 (951 amino acids)
Source: RefSeq, a predicted model, not a curated record